GGUGGAGCGCAGAGUAAGUACAAUUUUCCGAAACUGUGCAGAUUGUUAGAUAUUUGCCGAUAUGGGUAAUUUUCGCGUGCUUGUUUUUUUGGGAUUGAUUGGUUGUGCGCUAUCAAGCGUUCCUGAGAGGAGUGCAGACACGAAUACUGUUUUCUUCCGUUUCUAUGCUAGAAAUGGUCGGCAUAUAGAUAUCAAUAUCCGAGAUGCAGCAACAAAACUGCUUCCUUUGUUGGAUAAGAAUCAAAUGACAACGAUCUAUAUUCACGGGUACACAGAAAGUGUAGACGCCGAAAGCGUCGUAACGGUUACGGAUGCCUACCUAUCAUCAGGUCUAACAGGAAACAUUAUCGCAAUUGAUUAUAGACAGAUUGCAGACCGAAAUUAUGUAGUCGGAGUGAUAAAUGUUGACAACGUAGGCAAGGCUAUAGCUGGUGUUUUGAACAAAUUGAUAGCGGGAGGUUUGAACCCAAAGAAGAUCCAUAUUGUUGCACAUUCUUUGGGUGCACAAGUUGCUGGGCAUGUAGGAAAAUAUGUGACCAUAAAGAUUCUUAGGAUAACAGGCUUAGAUCCGGCUGGUCCCGCAUUCUAUACGGGAAGAUAUUUGAGGAAAUCCGAUGCUUUAUUCGUCGACAUCAUACACACCGACGCAGGGAUCUUCGGUGAAACACAUAACGUUGGCACCGUCGAUUUCUGGCCGAAUAAAGGACACAGACCACAAGCUGGCUGUCCUUUAAUAUCUUUAUCGCAGAAGGAUGAAGCUCAUUGCGACCAUCAUAGAUCCUGGAGGUAUUACGCAGAAUCAGUUAGAAGACCAAACGCAUUCUUGGCAGUCAAAUGUGAUAAUAGCGAAGAGUUUGAUAGUGGGGCAUGUAGGCAUGCGAACACUAUUAUUAUGGGAUGGAAAACACCGACUACUGCGAGCGGCACUUACUAUCUUAGGACAAAUUCAAAAAGUCCUUUCGGAUUGGGAAAACGGGGAAUAUAGUGAUACCGUUUUAAUUGAAAAUGUAUUUAUGUAUCUAAGAAAUUGCUUAUUCACAUAUAAACCUGUAAUUUGAACAUUAUAAAAAAGUAAUAAAAAAUACGGCAAUUUGUAUAGAGUCAAUAAAAGAAGCAUUUAAAGAAU
This is a messenger RNA of Nomia melanderi (Alkali bee), 1126 nucleotides long. RefSeq names its product pancreatic triacylglycerol lipase-like. Gene Ontology annotation, biological process: lipid catabolic process. NCBI's taxonomy places the organism in Eukaryota, Metazoa, Arthropoda, Insecta, Hymenoptera, Halictidae. Gene Ontology annotation, molecular function: serine hydrolase activity; lipase activity. The record is from RefSeq and is a predicted model, not a curated record.